Messenger RNA from Dermochelys coriacea (leatherback sea turtle), 705 nucleotides. Its product is annotated as zinc finger protein 3-like. The annotation marks the transcript as partial. The record is from RefSeq and is a predicted model, not a curated record. NCBI's taxonomy places the organism in Eukaryota, Metazoa, Chordata, Testudines, Dermochelyidae. The transcript has a single exon.
UGCGGGAAAACCUUCAAUCACAGCUCAGCCGUCGUUGUACAUCAGAGGAUCCAUACAGGAGAGAGACCCUACAGAUGCUGUGACUGCAGGAAAAACUUCCGUUCCCAGUCAGACCUUAUUAAACAUCACAGAAUCCACACGGGGGAGAAACCCUAUGAGUGCUGCGAGUGUGGGGAAAACUUCACCCAGAGUUCUGCCCUUAUUACACAUCAGAGGAUCCACACAGGAGAGAGACCCUAUGUAUGCUCUGACUGUGGGAAAAACUUCAGUCAGAGCUCAGCCCUUGUUACACAUCAAAGGAUCCAUACAGGAGAAAGACCUUACAGAUGCUGUGACUGUGGGAAAAACUUCAUUUACUGCUCAGAUCUUAUUAAACAUCAGAGGAUCCACACAGGGGAGAGACCCUAUGAGUGCUGCGAGUGUGGGAAAACCUUCACUCUGAGCUCACACCUUAUUGCACAUCAGAGGAUCCACACAGGAGAGAGACCCUACAGAUGCUGUGACUGUGGAAAAACCUUCAGUCAGAGCUCACACCUUAUUAAACAUCAAAGGAUCCACACAAGAGAGAGGCCCUAGGAAUGCUCUGAGUGUGGGAAAUGCAUCCAUCAGAGCUCAGCCCUUAUUUACCAGCAGAGAAGCUACCAUGGAGAGAAACACCAUAACAAAAUUCUCUAAUUUCAGAAAAAAGAAAAGGAGUACUUGUGG